Messenger RNA from Perkinsus marinus ATCC 50983, 816 nucleotides. RefSeq names its product calcium-dependent protein kinase, putative. Gene Ontology annotation, cellular component: nucleus; cytoplasm. The transcript has 8 exons. Lineage: Eukaryota; Perkinsozoa; Perkinsida; Perkinsidae. The record is from RefSeq and is a predicted model, not a curated record. The coding region runs from base 1 to 816 and encodes 271 amino acids. Gene Ontology annotation, molecular function: calcium/calmodulin-dependent protein kinase activity; ATP binding; calcium-dependent protein serine/threonine kinase activity. Gene Ontology annotation, biological process: protein autophosphorylation; peptidyl-serine phosphorylation; intracellular signal transduction.
AUGAUUAUCACUACAGGCCGUCCUGAUGCGCAUUAUCACGUUCGAGAGACUUUGGGUCAGGGCACCUUCGGGGUAGCAAAACGUGUUGUGGAUAAGAAGACAAAGGAAGCGAGAGUGAUGAAAGUGAUUAAUAAGAAGAGUAGUCAUAUGGAUCCGCAGGAGUUGGAGCAAGAGAUAAAGAAUAUGAAGAAGAUGGACCAUCCGCAUAUAUUGAAGAUGUUCGAGUAUUUCGAGGACUACAACAACGUAUACCUCAUACUCGAGUUGUGUGAAGGUGGCGAGCUGAUGAAAGUGAUAGAAGACACAUACACCAAGAGUAGAGGCAAGAAGCGUUUGACUGAAGGAUGGAUUGCCGGCCUAUACGCGCAGGUUUUGGAGGCCGUCUCGUAUUGCCAUAGCCAUGGUUUGAUCCACAAAGACAUCAAAGCGGAGAAUAUCAUGCUACUCAACAAAGAUAAGACUACCAAGAAUCCAUUCGAUGCCCCUCCUCAUGUGGUGUUGAUCGACUUUGGUCUAGCUGAGGCCUUCGACCCUGACCGUCCCUUCGUCUCUCGACAUGUUGCAGGGACGCCUUAUACGAUGGCCCCCGAGGUUUGGAAUGCUACGCUGAGUCGUAGCAACACCUUUGGUUUGAAGUGCGAUGUUUACAGCCUCGGUUGUGUUCUUUUCCACCUUUUCUGUGGUGAACCUCCCAUCAUCGCGCGAUCGAUGAAGGCGCAAGAUUGGUUGAAGGCGAUAAGUGUUGGUCCCGACUGGAGAUUACUGAAGCACGCUACCCCACAUGCAAUACAGCUCGUGAAGAAGAUGAUGACGUAG